AUGUUUAGUUCCUCUCUCGUUCCACACGACGAGCAAGUCAGCGGAGAUGUCUAUGACAAGGGAAAGAAGGUGAAUGAAACUUCUUCUUCAACUUCAGCCUCUCAAAAAGAUCGAGAACAGCAAUUUCUCAAGAAUAAUCCCACCGUGCAAUCGGUUUCAACAUCUGAUAAAUCUCCAAGUGGUAUUCGAAAAGAAAAGGAACAAGAAAGUUCCUUCUUUGACAAUCCCAAUCCAAUUCCUAAUUUGAACACGACUGAAAAGAUGGCAAACAAAACUCCAAUUGGAUCCUAUGUUCCUGGUUCGUAUGUGGCUGGCUCUACAGAGGAUUCAGACAUGUCAGACAUUCCAAGUCCUCAUAUGGGAAAACCCAUUGAUCGAGAUCCCACUCAAUUUUUCGGAUUUGACAAUAAUAUUUAUGGAGAUGAUUUGUAUACAGCCAAAGAUGCUACUGCCAAAGCUCUUGGAACUGACAAGAGUUUCGACACUGGAUCGAGUGAGGAAUGGAAAGGAUCUCCAAUCAAUAAGGAUCAAUGGAGUGACACCAAAGAAAAGGUCAAAGAUCAAUUCAGUGAUACUAAGGAACAAUUGAAGAGUCAAUGGAGUGAUACCAAAGAAAAGGUAAAAGAUCAAUUCAGUGACGCCAAGGAACAGGUCAAGAAGAAUGUUUCUUCGUCUGAAAAUUGGACUUCUGGUUAUGACGAUGUAGCUGGCUCCUCUUCGACCGCUGACACUCUCUAUAACACAGCCAAAAAUGUCAAGGAUCAAGUGAAAGAUGUGGCCAGUGAUGUGAAGGAAACGAUCAAAGAUAAGGCAAGUAAUCUCUUUUCACAAGAUACCAAGGACGCUGCGUAUGAAGCCAAAGAAAAUCUCAAAGAUACGGCUAGCAAUUUGUUUGAAUCUGGAAAGGACAAGUUCUAUGAGACGAAGGGUUAUACUGAGGCCUAUUUGGAAGAAGGUGAGGAGAAGGCCAAGGACACUGCUGAAUCUGUGAAAGAUACUGUGAAGCAUAUCAAAGAUAAGGUGGUCAAUAAGGUCUCUGAAUGGAAGGAAAAUAUUGUUGGUGGUAAUCAACCUUCUAAACAAUAA
Naegleria lovaniensis is the source of this 1086-nucleotide messenger RNA. RefSeq lists its product as uncharacterized. The coding region runs from base 1 to 1086 and encodes 361 amino acids. NCBI's taxonomy places the organism in Eukaryota, Heterolobosea, Eutetramitea, Acrasida, Naegleriidae. The transcript has a single exon. The record is from RefSeq and is a predicted model, not a curated record.